Messenger RNA from Schistocerca nitens (vagrant locust), 945 nucleotides. The record is from the annotation of a RefSeq genome assembly. Lineage: Eukaryota; Metazoa; Arthropoda; Insecta; Orthoptera; Acrididae.
AUACUUUAUGAUUUAUUUAUGUUUAUUUUGAAUUUUCUUUUAUUAGUUAUUUGUGUUUUAAUUAGUGUUGCUUUUUUAACUUUAUUAGAGCGUAAGGUUUUAGGUUACAUUCAAAUUCGAAAGGGUCCAAAUAAGGUUGGUUUUGCUGGAAUUCCUCAACCCUUUAGUGAUGCAAUCAAGUUAAUUAGUAAGGAGCAGCCAAUUCCUAUUAUAUCUAAUUAUUUACUUUAUUACUUUUCUCCUGUCUUUAAUUUAAUGAUUUCCUUGGCUGUUUGAGUUAUUUUCCCUUACUUAACUUAUAUAUGUUCUUUUUCUUAUGGAUUUUUGUUUUUUUUAUGCUGUACUAGAUUAGGUGUUUAUACUGUUAUAAUUGCUGGCUGGUCUUCCAAUUCAAAUUAUUCUUUACUAGGUUCUCUUCGUUCUGUUGCUCAAACAAUUUCAUAUGAAGUUAGUUUGGCUUUAAUUUUAUUAUCUUUAAUUAUUUUAAUUGGAAGUUUUAACAUGUUUGAUUUUAUAAAUUAUCAGCUUUAUUGUUGAUUUAUUAUUAUUUCUUUCCCUUUAGCUUUAGCUUGUUUUGCUUCUUGUUUAGCUGAGACUAAUCGUACUCCUUUUGAUUUUGCCGAAGGUGAAUCUGAAUUAGUUUCAGGGUUUAAUAUUGAAUAUGGUGCAGGCGGAUUUACUUUAAUUUUUUUAGCUGAGUAUACUAGAAUUGUUUUUAUAAGAAUAUUAUUAUCUUUAAUUUUUUUAGGUGGUGACUUUUAUUCUUUUAUAUUUUUUAUUAAGCUUGCUGUUAUAUCCUUUGGUUUUAUUUGAGUUCGUGGUACUUUACCGCGCUUUCGUUAUGAUAAGUUAAUGUAUUUAGCUUGAAAAAGUUUUUUACCAUUAUCUUUAAAUUUUUUUAUUUUCUUUGUUGGUUUAAAAAUUUUAUUUAUUUCAUAUAUUUAG